AUGAACAAUGUGACAGAAUUCAUCCUGCUGGGCCUGACUCACGAUCCAGAAUGGCAGAGAUUCUUGUUUGUUGUGUUUUUAAUGACCUACUUGAUCACAUUGUUAGGUAACCUGCUCAUCUCGGUCACCAUCUUCAUCAGCCCAGCCCUGGGUUCUCCCAUGUACUUUUUUCUGUCCUGUUUGUCCAUCAUAGAUGGCUUCUACUCUUCUUCCAUAGCACCCAAAAUGAUCUUCGACUUGGUCUCUGAAAAGAACACCAUAUCCUUCAAUGGCUGCAUGACUCAGCUCUUUGCUGAACAUUUCUUCGCUGGAGCUGAGAUCAUCUUGUUAAUUGUCAUGGCCUAUGACCGCUACGUAGCCAUCUGUAAGCCCCUGUACUACGCGACCAUCAUGAGCCGACCUAUGUGUGGAUUCUUGGUUGGGAUGGCUGGGAUUCUGGGGUCUGUUCAUGCAGGGAUCCAGACUUUGUUCAUGGCUCAGUUACCAUUCUGUGGCCCCAAUGUCAUCGACCACUUUAUGUGUGAUUUAAUACCUCUUCUGGAGCUGGCCUGCACAGACACUCACACUUUGGGGCCUCUGAUUGCUGCCAACAGUGGGUCACUGUGUUUCCUCAUUUUUUUCAUGCUGGUUGCUUCCUAUGUCAUCAUCCUGCGCUCCCUGAGGACUCACAGCUCUAAAGGACGUCACAAAGCCCUGUCUACUUGUGCCUCUCAUGUCACUGUUGUUAUCCUAUUCUUCAUACCUUGUUCAUACCUUUACCUAAGACCCAUGACCUCCUUCCCCACUGACAAAGCAGUGACUGUGUUUUGCACCCUAGUGACGCCUAUGUUGAACCCUUUAAUCUAUACCCUCAGAAACGAAGAAGUGAAAAAUGUCAUGAAGAAGCUCUGGGGACAAAUAAUGAAAACUGAUGAUAAAUAA
This is a messenger RNA of Lemur catta (Ring-tailed lemur), 921 nucleotides long. RefSeq names its product olfactory receptor 4C45-like. Gene Ontology annotation, biological process: G protein-coupled receptor signaling pathway. Gene Ontology annotation, cellular component: membrane. Gene Ontology annotation, molecular function: olfactory receptor activity; G protein-coupled receptor activity. The record is from RefSeq and is a predicted model, not a curated record. The transcript has a single exon. Bases 1 to 921 code for a protein of 306 amino acids. Lineage: Eukaryota; Metazoa; Chordata; Mammalia; Primates; Lemuridae.